This is a messenger RNA of Porites evermanni, 516 nucleotides long. The record is from the annotation of a GenBank genome assembly. Lineage: Eukaryota; Metazoa; Cnidaria; Anthozoa; Scleractinia; Poritidae.
UUGGCAUACCGUGCCACACCCCUUGAGAGUGGACUCUGCCCAGCAGAAUUGUUAAUGGGAAGAAAGAUCCGUACUCAAGUCCCUACUGUUCCAGCGCAGCUAAUCCCCAGUUGGCAUUACUUGGAGCAGUUCCAAGAAAAAGAUGCUUCCCUCAAAGCUAGACAAAAGAAGAACUUUGACAAGCACCACUUUGCAAAGAACCUCUCAGACCUCUCCCCUGGAGAACGUGUUUGGUUACCGGACCAGAGGGUAGAAGGGACAGUUUUGGACAAAGUUGGCACCCCACGGUCUUACGCAGUAGAGACCCCAAAUGGCGAGCUGAGGAGAAAUAGACGCCACCUGAACCUCCUACCAGACCCACCUGAAGCAGGAAACCAGAGAGACAGUGCAGUUCCUGAUCAAGCCUUGCCCAGUAUUAAGAUCAACAGUCCUAUCCAGACCCCGACAUCUACUACUCCUAGGAGGACCACACGAAGUGGUCGCGAGAUAAGACUCCCAGAACGUUUUAAAGAUUAG